UUGGUCAUAAAGUAUUAGUAUUAGUAUUAGUGUGAGUGAGAGUAUUGUGCUGUUAUAAUGACAGUCUGUCAGUUGCGGGGCAGUUUUCAGGGGCAGCGGGGGCUUUGCAUUAGCGGCUGUUAUCAAGCAUGUGACAGAUGUAUACUCUUGACUUCCUGUUGACUGGGGAACACAGAGGGGUUAGAUAGUCCUCAGCCUUCCCCCAUCGCUGUAACUACACCCUUCAGCCGAAAGCCUGGCCUGCAGAGAUACUCAGCUCCACACGCGUGUGUUUACUGUAGAGCGCAUCAGACGCCCGCAGCAUGAUGAACCAGCUCGACACACUCGGCUGUUCCUCCAAGUCGUUCAAGCUGUACUCCCCAAAGGAGCCCCCCAACGGAAGCGCUUUCCCCCCCUUCCACCCCGGCACCAUGCUGGACAGAGACGUGGGCCCGACGCCCAUGUAUCCCCCCACAUACCUGGAGCCAGGCAUUGGAAGACACACACCUUACGGGAAUCAGACAGACUACAGGAUAUUUGAACUCAAUAAACGGCUUCAGAACUGGACAGAGGAGUGUGAUAAUCUGUGGUGGGACUCUUUCACUACUGAAUUCUUUGAGGAUGAUGCUAUGCUCACCAUCACAUUUUGUCUGGAGGACGGUCCUAAACGAUACACGAUCGGCCGGACGCUGAUUCCUCGUUACUUUAGGAGUGUGUUUGAAGGCGGCGCCACUGAGCUCUACUACAUUCUCAAGCACCCUAAAGAGUCCUUCCACAGCAACUUUGUGUCUCUGGACUGUGAUCAGUGUACGAUGGUCACGCAGAACGGCAAACCCAUGUUCACACAGGUGUGUGUGGAGGGCCGUCUGUACUUGGAGUUCAUGUUCGAUGACAUGAUGAGAAUAAAGACGUGGCAUUUCAGCAUCCGGCAGCACAGGGAGCUCAUUCCCCGCAGCAUCCUGGCCAUGCAUGCUCAGGACCCGCAGAUGUUGGAUCAGCUGUCCAAAAACAUCACCAGAUGCGGCCUGUCAAACUCCACCCUCAACUACCUCCGAUUGUGUGUGAUCCUGGAGCCCAUGCAGGAGCUGAUGUCCAGACACAAGACGUACAGUCUGAGUCCCAGAGACUGUCUGAAGACGUGUCUGUUCCAGAAGUGGCAGAGGAUGGUGGCUCCUCCAGCUGAGCCGGCCAGACAGGCGCCGAGUAAGAGACGGAAGCGCAAGAUGUCGGGCGGCAGCAACAUGAGCGCCGGCGGCGGCUCCAAUAACAACAGCAACAGCAAGAAGAAGAGCCCAGCAAACAGUUUCCCGCUGUCCAGUCAGGUCCCAGACGUGAUGGUGGUGGGCGAGCCCACACUGAUGGGCGGUGAGUUCGGGGACGAGGACGAGCGUCUGAUCACGCGGCUGGAGAACACACAGUUCGACGCGGCUAACGGCAUCGACGACGAGGACAGCUUUAACAACUCGCCCGCGCUGGGAGCCAACAGCCCCUGGAACAACAAGCCUCCAUCCAGCCAGGAGGGCAAGAACGACAACCCCACCUCACAGGCGUCUCAGUGAGACUCGGGGCGGGGCCAGGGAGCGUCGGGCAUCCAAUGGGAAGAAAGAGGUACGGUCGACUCAUCUACCUGCAGUAGCUGGUCUUCCUGUCAGCAGAGGAAGUGAACCUGGAGGACCAGAGAUGAGCGUCACACCACAACAGAAACCGUUUACUCGACACAGGACAGUUUUUAUUCACACACUCGUGGUUUUGUUGGUGAUUUAUGAGGAGCCUGUAGAUAGUUCAUAUGUUUAAGUUAAGAUGAAGCAGAGAAAUCUGACCACGUAAAACGCCAACAAGACCAAGAAAUAUCCAGCUCCUGUUUCACUCACAAGAAAUGACAUUUUGCAUGAGGAAAAUAUGAUUU
Messenger RNA from Sinocyclocheilus anshuiensis, 1885 nucleotides. It is a transcript of the gene ldb1b, whose product is annotated as LIM-domain binding 1b. The record is from RefSeq and is a predicted model, not a curated record. The coding region runs from base 303 to 1538 and encodes 411 amino acids. The transcript is spliced from 11 exons. NCBI's taxonomy places the organism in Eukaryota, Metazoa, Chordata, Actinopteri, Cypriniformes, Cyprinidae.